Messenger RNA from Cynocephalus volans (Philippine flying lemur), 2411 nucleotides. RefSeq names its product selenoprotein I (gene SELENOI). Gene Ontology annotation, molecular function: ethanolaminephosphotransferase activity. The record is from RefSeq and is a predicted model, not a curated record. NCBI's taxonomy places the organism in Eukaryota, Metazoa, Chordata, Mammalia, Dermoptera, Cynocephalidae. The transcript is spliced from 10 exons. Gene Ontology annotation, cellular component: endoplasmic reticulum membrane; Golgi apparatus. Gene Ontology annotation, biological process: phosphatidylethanolamine biosynthetic process.
GUGUGUCACCGCCUCGUCUGGGAGAGUCGCUGCCGAGUGGGCGCUCGGUUUUUGGGUCGUCAUGGCUGGUUACGAAUACGUGAGCCCGGAGCAGCUGGCUGGCUUUGAUAAGUACAAGUACAGUGCUGUGGAUACAAAUCCACUCUCUCUGUAUGUCAUGCAUCCAUUUUGGAACACUGUAGUAAAGGUAUUUCCUACUUGGCUGGCUCCCAAUCUGAUAACAUUUUCUGGCUUUCUGCUCCUUGUAUUCAAUUUUCUACUUAUGGCGUACUUUGAUCCUGAUUUUUAUGCUUCAGCACCAGGUCACAAGCAUGUACCUGAUUGGGUUUGGAUUGUGGUGGGCAUCCUCAACUUUAUAGCCUACACUCUAGAUGGUGUGGAUGGAAAGCAAGCCCGUAGAACCAAUUCCAGCACCCCCUUAGGGGAGCUUUUUGACCAUGGCCUGGAUAGUUGGUCAUGUGUUUACUUUGUUGUGACUGUGUAUUCCAUCUUUGGAAGAGGAUCAACUGGUGUCAGUGUUUUUGUUCUUUAUCUCCUGCUAUGGGUAGUUUUGUUUUCUUUCAUCCUGUCUCACUGGGAAAAGUAUAACACAGGGAUUCUUUUCCUGCCAUGGGGAUAUGACAUUAGCCAGGUGACUAUUUCUUUUGUCUACAUAGUGACUGCAGUUGUGGGAGUUGAGGCCUGGUAUGAACCUUUCCUGUUUAAUUUCUUAUAUAGAGACCUAUUCACUGCAAUGAUUAUUGGUUGUGCAUUAUGUGUGACUCUUCCAAUGAGUUUAAUAAACUUUUACAGAAGCUAUAAAAAUAACACCUUGAAACACAAUUCAGUCUAUGAAGCUAUGAUUCCCUUCCUUUCUCCAUGCUUGCUAUUCAUUUUGUCUACAGCAUGGAUCCUCCAGUCAUCUUCAGAUAUUUUAGAGAUACAUCCUAGACUAUUCUACUUUAUGGUUGGAACAGCCUUUGCCAACAUCACGUGUCAGCUGAUUGUUUGUCAAAUGAGCAGUACCCGCUGCCCAACUUUGAAUUGGUUGCUGGUUCCUCUCUUCUUGGUUGUCAUGGUGGUAAAUUUAGGAGUAGCCUCUCACAUUGAGAGUGUUCUCCUGUAUACAUUAACCACUGCUUUCACUCUGGCCCACAUCCAUUAUGGAGUACAAGUGGUAAAGCAGCUAAGCAGCCAUUUUCAGAUUUACCCCUUCUCAUUGAGGAAACCAAACUCAGAUUGACUAGGAAUGGAAGAAGAGAAUAUUGGCAUGUAAUCUACAGAAAGAAGAACUGUAAAUAGAUGCUUGUAAAUAUUUCAUCCAUCACCAUUGAACUAAACUGAUCUGCUUGACAGACACGGGAUCUCAGUGUGUGUGGUACUUGGACAGCAGGAAUGAUACAUCUGAUCUGGAUUUGUGGAAUUUUGGACCUACUAACUCCCAGCUUAUUUUAUUUUAUUUUUUAUAAAACCAUGUGACAUUUUGGUUGAGCUAAUGUACAUUAGACCAGCAAAAUGUUUCUAGUGAUUUUAGCUUCAUGAGUCCAUAAUGUUUUGGUUCAUACAAAGUUAAAGAUGCUGUGUUUUUAUUUUUAAAACCUCAAAAUUGGUUUGGGAACACUGAUACUCAGAAAACCACAGUACAAGUAUGUUUUCAUAUUUGGUACUUUAUAAUAGGUCUUUAGCUGUAGAAGCUAUCAACAACCCAAUCUAAUAUAGGAAAAAGAUUAAAAACAAGUCACCUUCAGCAAGAGAUGCCACUGAUUACAGAACAAUGUACAGUUGCCAAAUACUGGUUUUUCUUUCCCAUGGAAAUGCCUUUUGUCCUCACAUGCUAAGAGAGCAUAUACGUAUAUAUAUAUAUAAAAUAUAGAUUCUAUAGUAUUCUGGCUCUCAUUAUGGAACAGAUCUUGAUAAAUGGUUUAAUUUUCUUUUAAAGAGAAAUAGUCUAUUGAUACUUAGUAGAUAAUGGGUUGUAAUUAUAGCUUAUCCAGUGGCAUGGUUAAUUGUUUCAGUGUGUCAUUUUUCCGCCUCAGCUGCAUGUUGCUGAGAUUUGGUGCCUGUGAGCUGUGAUUUUAAGAAUGCAUGUGAUAGUCCCAGCCUUAUGAUAGUUACUUGCCAGGAAUGCAGAUAAAGAACAUUAGAAGAGAAAUUUAAAUUGGACUUAGGACUCUCAUGAACCUCACUGUGACCAAAAUUAGUUUUCUGAUUCAAUUUGUCUGUCCUUCUCUCCCUGUCUUUUUGGAGGGUGGGUUGCUGUGUUUUUUAUUUUAUACAUGAUAAAGUGGAGAGAAAUUCUCUCUUUCCCCAACUUGCCCACUUCCUCACUUGAAGAAAACUUUUAAUAUAUAUGCCUUACCGAGUACAUACUCCCUUUAAUAUGACUUGGAGUAAUUUUUGAGGUUUACUGACAAAUAUAAAAAUUCCUUUAA